AUGGCAGCUAACGGGUCGACUAGCCCAGCCGCGAAUGAGGCCCGGACGGCGGAAUUCCACCCAACUGUGUGGGGAGACUUCUUCAUCACCCAUGUCUUCCAUUCUGAAGAGUCAGUCAGCAGCUGGAACCAGCAGAUUGAAGCCCUAAAGCAAGAGGUGACGAACAUGCUAUCCUCGACCUCCGACGGCAAACUGUCCCAGAAAUUGAAACUAAUCGAUACGAUCGAGCGGCUCGGUAUCGGCUAUCAUUUCGAACCACAAAUCGACGACCAACUCCGUCAAGUCUUCAGCCUUCAUCCAAACCUGUCGAACACUACUUGUGCAGAGGAUCACGAGCUCUCCACCGUAGCGCUCCAUUUCAAGCUGCUCCGUCGACGCGGUUACAACGUGUCGAGCGACACGUUCAGCAAAUUCCUCACGGCGGGUGUUGGCGGGAAGCAAAUUUUUAAGAAAGAGCUGGGAGAUGAUGUUGAAGGGAUGCUCUGUUUUCACGAAGCUGCACAGCUGCGAGGGGCAGGGGAGGUGGUGUUGGAAGAAGGUAUUGAAUUCACUACGGCUGGGCUUAGGUCCAAGAUGGAGGAGGCCGCCGCCGAUGGGGAUGAUGAUUGGGCCGGGGCCCGGUGGGAGCGGGUUGGUCGGGCCCUGAACGGGCCCAAGUGCAUGCCGAGGCAUGAACAGCUGCUCUACAUCUCCUGCUACGAGCGAGAAGUUGGCGGCGGCCGCGACGAUCCAACGGUGCUGCUCAGCCUGGCCAAGUUGAGUUGGAACGUGGUGCAGCACUUGUACCACCAAGAGCUUAGACAUCUUACCAAAUGGUGGAUUGGAUUGAACUUUGCGGAAAAGUUGAGCUUUGCUCGAGACAGACUAGUGGAGAUUUACUAUUGGGCUUUCGGAGCCAUAUGGGAACCGAAAUUUUUUCAAGCCAGAUUGUUUAUCACCAAAAUUUUGGUUCUUGCGUCAGUAACUGAUGACAUAUAUGAUGUUCGAGGCAAUAUUGAUGAGCUGGAGUUAUUCACAACUACUAUUAAGAGAUGGGACACGAGCAUGAAGGAUCUCCCGUGUUACAUGAAAGUGUUUUUUGAAGCAGUUAUGGGUGUCGUUGACGAAAUAGGCACAAUUACUACCGCGGAAGGCAGGUCAUACUGUUACGAGUAUUUGAAACAAGCGGAAAAGAAUCUGACGAGGGCAUACCUUGUAGAAGCAAGGUGGUAUGCCAACAGGGAGGUGCCGAGUGUGGAGGAUUAUAGGCGCAACGGUGUAUAUUCAUCUACCUACCACUUGCUUAUAUGUGCGUCAUUGUGUGGGAUGGGUGAAAAGGCACCCGUGGAAGUGUUCGAUUGGUUAUUCCAGGACCCCAAAAUUUUAGUUGAUGUAUCCGAUCUCGGACGCCUAGGCAACGACGUCGUUUCACAUGAGUUCGAGCAAGAAAGAGGACAUGUCUCGUCAUCGGUUGAAUGUUACAUGAACCAGUACGACGUAUCGAAAAAGGAAGCAGUUGAUGCAUUGAAGGAAAUGAUGGAGACGGACAGGAAGGAUAUAAACCAGGAGAGUCUCAAUCUGCCCGAAUUUGUGUCUGGCGAAGUGCUUUCCAUGAUCCUUGGUCUAGGAUGGGCGACGGAUGUGAUAUACCAAGAUUAUGAUAGCUAUACUUUGUCGGACACUGUCACCAAGGAUGCACUCACUGAUUUGCUAGUCACUCCCAUGCGUUGA
Molecule: messenger RNA, 1710 nt
Organism: Linum trigynum
Lineage: Eukaryota; Viridiplantae; Streptophyta; Magnoliopsida; Malpighiales; Linaceae
Source: the annotation of a GenBank genome assembly